CCGUUGCCGGUAAAGAAUCUCGCGCGUCUGGCAGCGCCACUCGGUCUGUUUCCAUCCGACUCUGUCCGACGCUUUAAAAUUAAAGAAUGGCAACGACCAUGGAGAUCGACGAUGACGAGUGCGAUCUGCCAACCUCCAGCAGCGGGAAAGGUGAGAAGAAGCGUUUCGAGGUGAAGAAGUGGAACGCAGUGGCACUAUGGGCCUGGGAUAUUGUUGUGGACAAUUGCGCUAUUUGUCGUAAUCAUAUCAUGGAUCUCUGCAUUGAGUGUCAAGCGAACCAGGCGUCUGCUACCAGUGAGGAAUGCACAGUAGCCUGGGGUGUAUGUAAUCACGCCUUUCACUUUCACUGUAUCUCACGUUGGCUGAAAACUCGACAAGUCUGUCCACUUGAUAAUCGUGAAUGGGAAUUUCAGAAAUAUGGCCAUUAAUUGGAUAUACUCAACUGUACACGUCAAAUUUCUAUUUGUUCAGCUAUUCAGAGCAUUCAAAAUGAAAGAUUAUUUUUCCAUACAGAAGAUAUAACAAUCCUUACACAGAAAUAAUCCUUACAGAAAAACGACGAGUUUAUAGGUGAAAAUAGGAAUGUAACGAAAGAUGCAUAGUUAAAUGUAUCAAGUUUUUUGUAUGUUCUCAACAAAAUUGUCAGAUAAAAUUUAAUUCACUAGCAGAUGUAAAUUAAUUCAAAUUUUCAUUAAAUUAUAUUAAGUAUGUAAUUUAUAGAUCCUAAGCUUUAUAAAAUAAAUGAUUACGGUAUGAUUUA
This is a messenger RNA of Solenopsis invicta (red fire ant), 760 nucleotides long. RefSeq names its product RING-box protein 1A (gene Roc1a). Gene Ontology annotation, biological process: ubiquitin-dependent protein catabolic process; protein ubiquitination. The record is from RefSeq and is a predicted model, not a curated record. The coding region runs from base 87 to 428 and encodes 113 amino acids. Lineage: Eukaryota; Metazoa; Arthropoda; Insecta; Hymenoptera; Formicidae. Gene Ontology annotation, molecular function: ubiquitin protein ligase activity; zinc ion binding; cullin family protein binding. The transcript has 5 exons. Gene Ontology annotation, cellular component: nucleus; cullin-RING ubiquitin ligase complex.